Pseudonaja textilis is the source of this 3121-nucleotide messenger RNA. Lineage: Eukaryota; Metazoa; Chordata; Lepidosauria; Squamata; Elapidae. The record is from RefSeq and is a predicted model, not a curated record.
GGCGCCUUGAGCGUCGGGCAAGGAGCAUGGAGGUCAAGUGAGCCUGAGAAUGGAGUAGCGGCGGCCGCCAUGGCCAUUUUCGACACCCCCCAGGAGGCCUUUGGGGCCCUCCGCCCUGCCUGCGUCCAGCUGACCAAGGCCCAGACAGUGGAGAACGUGGAGCGCCUCCACUCCCAGCUGGGGGUAGUCAGUGACUCGGCCCUGCAGGAGCUCCAGGAAUACGUCCUUUUCCCUUUGAGAUUCACCCUCAAGACCCCCGGGCCGAAGCGGGAGGGUGUGGUCCGGAGCGUGGUGCAGUGCAUCGGCUUCGUGCUUUCGUCCACGUGCGUGAAGAAGGGGGAUCUCCUCCUGGAGCUGUUCUCCGAACUCUGUGUCUGCCUGGCGUCCCCCUCCAACCCAUCCCAGCUGGCCCUGUUGUCGGAGGAGCUGAAGCAAGACGUGGGCCAGGCUCUGCUCGCCUUGCUGCACUCCGCUUAUGGAGACAUCCUUCUGUCUCUCUACCAGCCCUCCAGCCUUCCCCAGCUGGGCUUUGCCGUGUCCCUCCUUUUGGCCCUUGCCGAACAGGAAAAAGCCCGGCAGGUUAAGAUCACGGCCUUGCGGUGUCUGCAGGCUCUCCUCCUGCAGUGCGACUGCCCAGAGGAUCACCAGUCCCUGGAGAAAGAGGAGAGGAGGCAAUGUGGAGAUCUCUUUGCCUCCUUCCUCCCUGGGAUCUCCAUCACCCUCUCCAAGAUUAUCGCAGCAGACACGAAGCAAGGUCAUGCCGUCACGGUCUCGGCCAUCCGGCUCUUCUCUAGGACCAUCGGUCUGGUGAUGGCCGAUGAACAGCUAGCGGAGAUCCCACCGGAGAGGAAGAAGCCAGCUUCUGAACAGAGCAAAAUACAGCUACUGGUGGUCCACCGAGGCGCAGACUGGGCGAGAAACACCGCAUCCAGACUCUCCGUCCUGAUCGAGAAGGUGGUUACAUCUGGGUCCGCUCAUCCCCACUGGAAGGUGCGACGGGAGCUGGUGGAAAUGGCCCGCCUCCUCCUGACCGCCUGUGGGCGCUCUUUGGUAGACUCGGCGGGGCAGUUGUUAAAAGCCUUGGUAGGCCUUGUCAAUGACGAGAGCCCCGAGGUCCAGCGUCUGAGUGAGAGGGCGUUGAAGGAUAUGGCCGCGCAGGAGAGGGUAGCCGGGAACAGGCUCCUGGCCGACAUCCUAGCUGAGGAUCUGCACUCUCUGGCCACUGCCCUGCCCCGCUUAAUGACCUCCCAGAACGACCAGGGCAAGAUUGCCACUUUGAACCUGGUCCUCGGGUACCUGAAGCUCUUGGGCCCAAAGGUGAGUGUGGUUCUCCACUCUGCCUCCCACCUUCAGCGUCUCUCCAAGGCCCUGAUGCAAGUCCUGGAGCUGGAGGCGAAGGAUGUGAAGGUUGUGGAGGAGAACAGCUGCGCCCCGGGAGCGUUUCCUCAGCCCGCCCCGGGCCGCCUCCAGAGGAAGUACUUCCGCUUCUUCACAGAUGACCGGAUUUUCCCCCUCCUGCAGCAGAUUUGCCGGGCUCUGGGCACUUACGGGAAUCUCUACUUGCUUGUGGAUCACUUCAUGGACCUGUACAGGGAGUCCGCGGCGUACCGGAAGCAGGCCGCCAUGGUUGUCAAUGAACUGAUUGCUGGAGCCGCAGGGCAGGAGGCGCAGAACGCUUUGCUGAGCUCAGAGGAUCUCGUGGGGAUCGUAACGUCCGUGCUAGAAGAAUACGUGGACUCGGCAAACUGGCAUUUGGUCACCCGCUUGGAGGUUCAGGAGUCCUGGGCUGAAUCCGUGACCACAGAUGCCAGGCCCCUGGCUCUUACGUAUGGAGCACCUAACGGACCCCUGGUGUCCCCGGGUUCGAGCCCCACCCUCCGCUCUAUGAACAGCAACGUUUGGCAGAUCUGUAUCCAACUGGAAGGGAUCAGCGGCUUUGCCUCUGCCCUGGGGAAGGACUUCCACUUGCUCCUAAUCUCUGCUCUGUACCCUGUGCUGGAGAAGGCUGGGGACGGCACGCUCCUGGUCAGCCAGGCUGCCAAGGGGACCCUGGCCAACAUCUGCCAGGCCUGUGGCUACCUCUCCGUCCCUGAGCUCCUCAGGCAGAAUGCCGACUACCUGGCAAAUGGGGUCUCCUUGCACCUGAGGCACCCAGCCGAUGAGCCCCACGCCUUGCAGGUCCUGGAGGCCAUGCUCCGACACUCGGACGCCGGGGGGGCCUCCUUGGUGGAGGACCUGGUUGAAGACGUUUUGGCCAGGCUGGAUCAGUGUCACAGUGAACGGGCGUCUUCGUUCCUCGGGGCGCUACGGACCCUGAUGGCCUCACUAGCUUCCUGGUUUGGGCCGGAGCAGGAAACCCAGCACAAGCCAGAAGGUGGUUCCUCCUGCCCGUGGGCACCAAGGCCGACCAACCUGCCCACUGCAGACGAAAUGGAGGAGUUCUUCUCGGCAUACGUGAAGCAGAAGCGGGUUGCAGAGGGGGAUGUCGAGGAGGAGGAGGAGGAAGAGGAUCCUGCAGUGCAGCCCCGAGCACCGGAAGAGCUUCCUGAGGUGGACAGGCCGUUGCCCUUGCAGGCCAAGAUGGCGAAAGAUGUCCUGGAGAGGGCCAUCCACUUGCUGCCCAGCAAGAGCCUCGCAGUGCGACUGAAGGCCCUCGAGGUCCUCGAACUCGGCGUGAUGGUCCUUGGUCCACACAAGAACGUGCUCCUUCCACUGGCGCAUCGGGCGUGGCCUGCUCUGGUUUGCCGCUUGGUUAACGAUGACCCCUUGGCUGUUCUCGGAGCCUUUAAGGUGCUGUGCACUCUCGGCGCCCACAGUGGGGAUUUCCUCAGGAGCCGCUUCUCCAAAGAUGUCUUGCCAAAGCUGGCGGCCUCCCUUGUCGCCCAGGCCCCCACCAGCGCCCAGGCCGGGCCCGUCUACAGCCACACCCUGGCCUUCAAGCUGCAGCUGGCCGUGCUCCAGGGCCUGGGGUCCCUCUGCCAGGCUCUGGAUCUGGGUGAGAACGACCUGAAUACGGUGGUGGAGGCCUGCCUGCCCUACCUCAGUGCCAGGCAGCCCGUGAGGCUGCAAGAAGCUGCUCGCAGGUAAGACAGGUGUGCCUUCAGGCUGCAGAGCCUCAGGG